UGAAAGGUCAGCGCUGUGGCGCGCUUGCGCGAGCGUCUGUUUUCCCACACAGUGGUUUUCUCCAUGUCAGUUCCGGAUGAUUUUUGCUGUGGGACAGAAUUAAACUAAAAGAAACCCUGGAAUUGGUGACCGGAGUCGGGUUUAAAACGGUUCCCAACAUGCUGGCCACAGGAGCGGCAGUGAGCACCACGAUGGCACAGGUGGAUCGGGAGAAGAUUUACCAGUGGAUCAACGAGCUGUCGAGCCCGGAGACCCGUGAGAACGCCCUUCUGGAGCUCAGCAAGAAGCGCGAGUCUGUCACCGACCUGGCCCCCAUGCUCUGGCACUCGUGCGGCACCAUCGCGGCACUCCUUCAGGAAAUCGUAAACAUCUACCCCUCGAUUAACCCCGCCACGCUGACGGCUCACCAGUCCAACAGAGUCUGUAACGCCCUGGCGCUGCUGCAGUGUGUGGCCUCGCACGUGGAGACACGCUCGGCCUUCCUGGCGGCCCACAUCCCCCUGUUCCUCUACCCCUUUCUUCACACCGCCAGUAAAACCAGACCCUUCGAGUAUCUUCGCCUCACCAGCCUGGGAGUCAUCGGAGCACUGGUGAAGACAGAUGAACAAGAAGUGAUUAACUUCCUGUUGACGACAGAGAUCAUUCCCCUGUGCCUGAGGAUCAUGGAGACGGGCAGUGAACUUUCCAAAACGGUUGCAACAUUCAUUUUGCAGAAGAUCUUGCUGGAUGACACGGGCCUGGCCUACAUCUGCCAAACCUACGAACGCUUCUCUCACGUGGCCAUGAUCCUGGGAAAGAUGGUGCUGCAGCUGUCGAAGGAGCCGUCAGCCCGACUGUUAAAGCAUGUGGUGCGCUGCUACCUGCGUCUCUCUGAUAACUCCAGGGCGAGAGAAGCUCUUCGUCAGUGUUUACCAGACCAGCUGAAGGACACGACGUUCGCACAGGUUCUGAAGGACGACACUACCACAAAGCGCUGGCUCGCUCAACUCGUCAAAAACCUGCAGGAAGGACAGGUCACAGACCCACGUGGCAUCCCUCUACCUGCACAAUAACACACACACACACACACACACUUCUGACACAUGUCUUGAUGAAAUGAAUUUUUUUUUUAUGAUCACACGCACGCAGUGGACUGUUCUCGUGCACGAGGCUCUUACACACGAGUGAUGCAGCCAAUAUUUAACAAGUUUAAAGUGGGGAUUAAAUCUGCUGGCUGUUUACUCCAAAACAA
This is a messenger RNA of Silurus meridionalis, 1231 nucleotides long. It is a transcript of the gene cnot9, whose product is annotated as CCR4-NOT transcription complex subunit 9. Bases 159 to 1052 code for a protein of 297 amino acids. The record is from RefSeq and is a predicted model, not a curated record. The transcript has 8 exons. Lineage: Eukaryota; Metazoa; Chordata; Actinopteri; Siluriformes; Siluridae. Gene Ontology annotation, cellular component: CCR4-NOT complex; CCR4-NOT core complex; P-body. Gene Ontology annotation, biological process: mRNA catabolic process; negative regulation of translation.